AUGUCCAAUUUGAAAAAAACAGCCAAGACCUCUAAAUUUGUAUCAGGUGAAAUUAAAGAUUUUAUAAAUGAAUCUCAAUUCAUUAAGGAAUCUCCUAAAUCUAAGAAAAUGCAAAAACGACAGAAGAAUGAUACCAGUGAAGAAGAGGACAUUGCAAAAUUGAUUGGACAUUACCAGACCACUGUCAAAAAAAGGAAGGCAGAUACAAAUCUUGAAACUUGCAAAGAAUCACGCCAAAAAUUAUUAGAUGUGAUGGGCCACCAAUUAGAAGCAAGAAAACAAGGCAAUGAAGGCUUACUGCACUCUUUGUCAGAAAUUUUAACUCAACUGGAAGCUGAUUACAAUGCUAUGAAAGAAAAUGAACAAAAAUUGGAACAUCUUACUGCAGCUCUAAUAAAAUGUAUACAACAGUCGACAAUUGCUCACAAGCAAAAAUUGAAAGCUUUGAAGGAAAUUCAUACAUCAUUCAAAAAAGAGUGUGAGGAAAUGGAAAAUGAUCAUAGGGCUGAAACCGAUAAAUUGGCUGAUGAACUCGAGGAGGAUAUCAAGAAAUUACAACAGAAGUUGAUAUCUGAAACAAAACGCAGUGGCUGGGAAACAUUGCGUCGAACUAUAUUUCAAGCAAUGCAGAAUGACUUUUAA
Messenger RNA from Diatraea saccharalis (sugarcane borer), 642 nucleotides. Lineage: Eukaryota; Metazoa; Arthropoda; Insecta; Lepidoptera; Crambidae. The record is from the annotation of a GenBank genome assembly.